Penicillium coprophilum is the source of this 2121-nucleotide messenger RNA. It is a transcript of the gene medA, whose product is annotated as transcriptional regulator medA. Gene Ontology annotation, cellular component: nucleus. The transcript has 3 exons. The record is from RefSeq and is a predicted model, not a curated record. Bases 1 to 2121 code for a protein of 706 amino acids. Lineage: Eukaryota; Fungi; Ascomycota; Eurotiomycetes; Eurotiales; Aspergillaceae.
AUGCCCGCAUGUUUUGCCUGGAUGUUCCAAUCCCAGCUCAUCCGGUUUGAAUCUUCUCAACCCUUGCAAUCUUUUCCGUGUGCGCAAGAAACCUUCCCGCUGACCUUGUCUCUUCUUCCGUCGCAGUUCGACCCGGAUUUUCAAACGCCUCUAAUACUCGGCGAGUCGUUGGAUCUGUCGGACUCAGAAGAAUCACAGUUUGUCGGUGCAUUUUCAGAGGGCCUGUGGGCCAAGUCCGAGCCCAUCUUGUCCAUGUCUGCAUUCCAGAAGCCCGUUGCCGGCGCCAUAAUCGACUACGGUUCCACUCGAUCUUUGCAUGAUGCCGCUUCUUACUCGAACUACGGUCAAUCGCCUUAUGUGACGACCCCGAUGGUUCCCUCACCCAUGGCCGAUCAGGCAAGUCAGAUCUCUGAUUGUGUUCCAUAUCUGCCCAACGAGUACGCUAGCUCGUACGAAGAAUCUCAGUCGCCCAUGAUGGGCGCACGCCACCGUCAGCUACCCGAAAUUGUGACAUACAGCCCCCAGCGAGGAAGUGAAGGAACGAGGGUGAUGGUCCAGAUCCAGUGCCCCUAUGACCUUCACGCUUCCUCGUACGCAGCUUUGUACGUGGUUUUUGGCUCAAAGAAGUGUGAAUCGCUCCCGCAUUUCCUUGGAUUCCAGGGCUCCGCGUUCCAGUACGGGCUUUCCGCUGAUGUACCAGCAUUCUUGUCCACUGGAUCUCCAUCUUUUGCUGUUCCUCUAUCCGUUUCAAUGGAGACCCAGGAUGACAGUCCCGCAACUUCUCUCCAGGUUGGUGUUUACACUUACGAACAAGUUUCCCACCCUUCGCCAUCAGCCGAUUCCCGCAAGAGAAAAUUCUCCUCAUACUCUGAUGUUCCUAUGGCAUCUGCCAAGCGACACAACGGAUCUGUGAUCCCCAAGGUUGAGCACCACGAUGGAUAUCACAGCCGCUCUGUGUCUGCAUCUUACUCGCCCUACUUGCAGCCCCUCCCAGCCAUGGCCGGGUUUGUCGCACCAUACCACGCUGCAUCAUCUCCUCAGACCGGCUCUGGCCAAUACUCCUCGGUGUCUGCCACCCCCCAGCCCGCCCUCCGUGCCCCCUCCCCUAUCACCCCAGCUUGGAGCCCAUCCUUCGUUCCUGUGAGCAAUGAUGGUCGCAACUCAGGUCUCGCCCUGACAAACGGUGUUCCUCAGCACAAGGGUCCCACCCAGCGUAACACUUCAAAUCCCACCUUGAUCCGCACCUCCACCAUACAAACGCACACCAUGUCCCACAACCCAGCCUUCAACCCCUAUGCCAUCUAUCCCACCAAGGCCAUCCUCAAGCUUAACGGUGACCUCGAUAGUAUGACACAAGGCUGGUCAAAAGAAGAACGCGCAUGUCAACGCCGCCUGGUCCAAUUCACCCGCUCGCAAACUGGUAGCACUAUUCAGGGCGAAUUCAAGGCUGUCACUCCCGAGGAUCGCGCCCCGAGCAGUAUCUGCAUCAGCUGCAUCUCAUGGGAAGACAAGAAUGAGUGCUACGUAACUAGCGUGGAUACUAUCUAUUUGCUUGAGUCCCUCGUGGCCGUGCGCUUCACUGUUGAAGAGAAGAAUCGUAUUCGUCGCAACUUGGAGGGUUUCCGCCCCCUGACCGUCUCCAAGGCCAAGGUUGACAGCGAAGAGUUCUUCAAGGUUAUUAUGGGUUUCCCUGCCCCCAAGCCUCGCAAUAUCGAGAAGGAUGUCAAGGUCUUCCCUUGGAAGGUUCUAGGUCACGCUUUGAAGAAGAUCAUUGGGAAAUACUCCAUCUCCGACGCUGGUCCGGGCACCACCUACACUAGCAUGCCAGUACAGAGCUAUUCGCAGGCAGACCCUUCCGCCUCCCACAUGGCCUCGGCCCCUGAUCCUCGAUCCAUGAUCGCAGUGACUCAACCCUAUACAUCUAUGGGAGCAUACUCCUACCCGGCCAUCUGCCAUCCCCAAAGUGCUCACGCUUUGGCAGCCCCGGCUCCGCGACCAUCUUGGGAUAUGCACACUCUCGGCCACAAUCCUCCCCACACCGGUCCAUCAGGAAAUGGAGCAUGCUACACCUACCUGGAUCCUGUGUACUCCAUGCACGACACGGCCCAUAGCGGCCACUGA